Messenger RNA from Haliotis rubra (blacklip abalone), 2911 nucleotides. Its product is annotated as toll-like receptor 4. Gene Ontology annotation, molecular function: transmembrane signaling receptor activity; protein binding. The record is from RefSeq and is a predicted model, not a curated record. NCBI's taxonomy places the organism in Eukaryota, Metazoa, Mollusca, Gastropoda, Lepetellida, Haliotidae. Gene Ontology annotation, biological process: toll-like receptor signaling pathway; immune response; inflammatory response. Gene Ontology annotation, cellular component: membrane.
GAGUUCAAGCACAAAUGCCGACAGCUUUCGUUCACUAUGCUCAGCACAUGAAUUGGACGGAGACAAGCAACAUACAUCAGCCCCACAAUGAAACUGUUCCGCUUCCUUGCUCUGAACAUGGUGUCAGUGUUCCUGAGCCAUCAGAUGGCAACCCAACAAUCGACCGACUGCAAGCCAUGCAUCUGUAAACAACGGCAUGCUGACUGCUCCAGCAGGAGUCUCAAGGCGGUUCCUCAACGUUUGCCCACUGAUAUAAUAUAUCUUAGUCUGAGGAAUAAUUCACUGGAGGAAAUUAAAUGCAAUAGUUUCAAAAACUACGCUUCUUUAACUGAACUGGAUUUGAACAGCAACUAUCUAAGUCUCUCUUCCGAUGUUUACAGUCCUUGUGCGUUUUCUGGUCUGGUGCAGUUACGUAUUCUCAGACUCUGCGGCAACUGUGAUUCAGCCUUAAACACGACAUUAACCUAUACCUAUCCUGACAAACCGCUCAGUCACGCCACGUCGUUGGAAGAGCUGUACAUUGACGGUAUACCUAAACCCCGGAUGGGAAAAGGCUUCAAAAAGCUGGCUAAUCUGACAAAACUAAUAUUCACGGGUCGCUGUAACCUGCUGUAUAUACAAGAACACAUGUUUGCCACAACACCGAAUCUUCGAUUACUGAAUCUAUCAAGUUGUCAUAUUUACGACAUCCACAAUAAGGCGUUUUCUCCUCUGAAGAACAUUCAUACCAUAGAUGUGUCUGGAAACACUGGCUUGGGUCUUUCAAACGGAACCAUGUCUACUUAUGGGAUGAUUGGAACUAAAAUUAAAGUUUUGAAGAUGAACAAAAUUGUUUUGCCCUUCACGAUUGGCGUGGUUGCAAAAAACACAACGUUCAUGUAUUUGAAACAUACGUGUAUUCAAAGGCUUUAUAUUGGACAUAACUUCAUAGAGGCACUGGAAGAAGGUGUAUUUGACUUCUACCCUUCAUCACUAGAGCUACUAUCUAUUGUAGACAAUCGUUUCACGGUCGGUGCUUAUGUGUAUAAUGUUCGUAAAGCAAAAGGGUUGAAGAGUCUUGAUAUGAGUGAUAUGAGCAUUACUCAUAAUUUCUUUUGGGAGUUCCCAAACCACCUACGGAUGAAGCGACACUUGGAACAGAUGUUUCAUGGUCCUCCUGAUCUUGAAAACGUCACUGUCAGAAACUACGAAAUGAAGUCAGUUAUUCCAGACAUGCACAUCAACCUACCCAAGAUAACAUUCUUGGAUGCUUCCAAUAACGUUAUGACAAAAUGGAUAGGUCCUAUUAAAGGUUUAGAAUCUCUAAAACGAGCAGAUUUGUCAAACGCCUUCUGUUCUUAUAUUAAAAAAAGCUUCUUUUCUGCAUUUCCAAAUUUAACGUUUUUGAACAUUUCAAAUAAUUUGAUAGGUGAUGCACUACGUAAACUCAGAAAUGAUAGUGGGACCAUCUUCCAAAGCUUGACAAAGAUAGAAAUCCUUGACCUUUCGGCAAGUAGAAUCCGUCGUCUUCAUCGAAGCAUAUUUGAAUUCAACACAAAACUAACUUAUUUAGAUCUCAGCAACAAUGAACUCACUUGCUGGGAUCCUGAUAUUAGACAUUUGAAAAGCUUAAAGUAUCUGGAUUUAAGCCAGAAUCAAAUCUUGACACUUGAAGUAAACUUUCGUGAAUCUUUGGAAACCCUUUCAAACAAUCUUACUGUAGAUAUUUUGCAGAACCCACUCUCAUGUAUCUGUGACAAUGUGGCUUUCCUCUCUUGGCUCUUUAAAAAUAGAAAACAUUUCAGAAAUGUGAGUAAUUAUACGUGUAAUUUAUAUGAAUACAAAAUUGACUUGACCGAAGAAUUUGUAGAUGCCUUACAAAAGCAAUGUAAGCCACUUUUCGGAAUUAUAACGAGUUGCCUUGUUGGCAUAACGUUUACUCUGUCAUUGUCUGUGCUGGCCCUGUUGUACAGGUAUAGAUGGAGGCUCAGGUAUCUCUACUAUGUUGCUAGAGAUCGUUACCGUCCCGUCAGAGCUAGCGAGAGAGAGGAACAUGAGUUUGUUUUCGAUGCCUUUGUGUCUUCUUCUGAUGAAGACUUUGACUUUGUGGACAAGUUGGUUAGUGAGCUUGAAGGACAGGGAAGGCGGCUGUGCAUUCACCACAGAGACUUCAAACCCGGAGAACCAAUCACUUCGAACAUCGUGAAAGCUGUGCAGACGAGCAGACGAACACUCAUCAUUCUUUCUCCAAAUUUCCUGUCAAGCGAAUGGUGUCGAUAUGAGUUUGAGAUGGCGAAAAUGGAAGGUGUUUAUGAAGCUCGGAGCGUUAUUCUUAUUGUAAAGAUUGGGGAGGUGGAUGCACAAUGUGUUCCUCGUGAGCUCUUGUACAUGAUGAAAACCGACUCGUACACAGAGUGUCCAGAAAACCCCGAGGAUCAGGCCACAUUCUGGACAGCUCUGAAUGAAGCCAUUGCGAACUAGGACGACGGUGAUUACUUCUAAGACCUACCUCUGAAGAUCCGGGUUACAAUAGGUCGUCAGCAGCCCAUGCUUGACGCAGGGUGCGAAUGAAUGGGUCAUCAGACUCGCUAACUCGCUCGCAUGGUAUCCAACUUGGGUUUAUUUACAGACUGCUGCGAUAUAUCUUCCUUGAGAGGCAUGUUAGAAGGUGCAUAGAUGAAGAAAAAACAAGAUCUGUGGAAAGUCUACUUCUUUAUUGCAAUGAGUGCAACGUUUCGGUGUAGGUACUAACACCGUUAUCAAUCAAGCGUCAUAUGCUGCCUUAAGCUGGAAUAUGGCUUGGUGCUGCCAACAAACAAAAUCUUGAAGACCUAUAUUUUAAGAGAAUAGUUAUGAACGAAUGUUGUUGCUUAUUAUCUUAUAUUUAGCUGUAUAUUAUUAUGGAGAUAAGUUUCUGUAUAUUAUAUCGAUU